This is a messenger RNA of Oxyura jamaicensis (ruddy duck), 381 nucleotides long. Its product is annotated as feather beta keratin-like. The coding region runs from base 1 to 381 and encodes 126 amino acids. Gene Ontology annotation, molecular function: structural constituent of cytoskeleton. The transcript has a single exon. The record is from RefSeq and is a predicted model, not a curated record. NCBI's taxonomy places the organism in Eukaryota, Metazoa, Chordata, Aves, Anseriformes, Anatidae. Gene Ontology annotation, cellular component: intermediate filament.
AUGGCUUCCUACCAGCAGACCUGCAACUACAGCCGCCCCUCGCCCUGUGAGGCGACCUGCCCACAGCCCUUCGCCAACGCCUGCAGCCAGCCCUGCGUUGCCUCCUGUGGGGACUCCCGAGCCAUCAUCUACCCCCCGCCUGUGGUCAUCACCUUCCCGGGCCCCAUCCUCAGCUCCUGCCCUCAGGAGAGCAUUGUGGGCAGCUCAGCCCCACUGGGGCUGGGCAGCUCCUUCAGCCUUGGAAGCUCCCAGGAUGUCCAGAGCCCCUCAGGUUCUGGGGCUGCCCCAGGUGGCCGGUACUCCUACACCUCUUACACCCGCAAGACGACAUACUGCCCCUCCAAGCCCCGCUGUGAUCUCCCCUGCGCCAAGACCUCGUAG